AGCUGAAGGCCGGCACAAGCACAUCGCCCAGCCCAGCAAGAUGACGGCCAGGGUGUUGCUCCUCCUGGCUCUCGCCGCCACUGCUGCCGCCGAAGGCUCUGAAGGAUCUCGAGAAGGGGGUUCCGAGCACUCUUCUGAAGGCUCUAACGAACGCUCCUAUGGACGCUACUCUCGAGGCUCCGACGAAUCCUAUGAAUCCGCGGAACCCAAAUACGACUUCAGUUACGAGGUGAAGGACUACUACGGGAACGACUUUGGCCACUCCGAGGAGCGCGACGGUCACUUCACCAAAGGGUCGUACUACGUGCAGCUGCCCGACGGCCGCCUGCAGAACGUGGAGUACGUGGUGGACGGCUACUCAGGCUUCCUCGCCGACGUCAGCUACGAGGGUGAGGCCCACUACGAGUCCGGUUCCCGCGAGUCCGGCGAGUACUACCGACCCGCCUACCGCUACGGCGGCUCCGGAGGAAGGUCGGACGAGUCCGACAAGGGGUCUGGCGGCGGCAACUCAGGCGAGUCCGACAAGGGGUCUGGCGGCGGCAAAUCAGGCGAGUCCGACAAAGGGUCUGGCGGCGGCAAAUCAGGCGAGUCCGACAAGGGGUCUGGCGGCGGCAAAUCAGGCGAGUCCGACAAGGGGUCUGGCGGCGGCAAAUCAGGCGAGUCCGACAAGGGGUCUGGCGGCGACAAAUCAGGCGAGUCCGGCUCACGCAGGCCCAGGCCGCGAUACAGGUUUGGGUCCCGCGGCUCAGGCGAGUCUGGCUCACGCAAGUCUUACAGACCACGAUUCAGGUUUGGGUCCCGCGGCUCAGGCGAGGGGUCAGACGAGUCCAGGUUCGGCUCUGGCUCCCGUGAAUCCUUCAGGUCCAGCUUCAGGAGGUUCAGGGGAGGCUCAGAUGAGUCAGGUGAGGGGAGGUUCGGCUCCGGCUCCCGUGAGUCCGGCGAGGGCUUCAGGAGGUUCAGGGGAGGCUCCGAUGAGUCAGGUGAGGGGAGGUUUGGCUCCGGCUCCCGUGAGUCCGGCGAGUCUGGUGAGUUCUUCAGGAGGAGGUUCAGGGGAGGCUCAGAUGAAUCAAGGGAGAGCGGUUCUGGAUCCCGUGAGUCCUUCAGGAGGAGGUACAGGGGAGGCUCUGAUGAAUCAAGGGAGAGCGGUUCUGGAUCCCGCGAAUCGUUCAGGAGGUUCAGGGGAGGCUCAGAUGAAUCAAGGGAGGGCGGUUCUGGAUCACGCGAAUCGUUCAGAAGGUUCAGGGGAGGCUCAGAUAAAUCAAGGGAGGGCGGUUCUGGGUCCCGCGAAUCGUUCAGGUUUGGUUCUCGCGGGUCCGGUGAAUCGGGCGGGUCCAGGUCCAGGUUUGGUUCUCGCGGGUCCGGUGAAUCGGGCGGGUCCAGGUCCAGGUUUGGGUCUCGCGGGUCCGGUGAAUCAGGCGGGUCCAGGUUCAGGUUUGGGUCUCGCGGGUCCGGUGAAUCGGGCGGGUCAAGGUCUCGCGGGUCCGGUGAAUCGGGCGGGUCAAGGUUUGGGUCUCGCGGGUCCGGUGAAUCGGGCGGGUCCAGGUUCAGGUUUGGGUCUCGCGGAUCCGGUGAAUCGGGCGGGUCCAGGUUCAGGUUUGGGUCUGGGUCGCGUGGGUCCGGUGAGUCGAGGCGGGGCUAUUACUACUAGUCCGCGCCUGUAGGUAGUCGUAGAGAUAGUCUUAAGUCGCCGCCGCCUCUACAUUUCCCCGCCGCCACAUCGCACCUUGCUUUGUGUGUAUCACCCCUCACUGCGCAUCCCAUUAAUCAUGCCAUGCCAGAAAUAAAGAAUAUAUUAUAUAUGUAAAA
This is a messenger RNA of Eriocheir sinensis (Chinese mitten crab), 1806 nucleotides long. RefSeq names its product keratin, type I cytoskeletal 9-like. NCBI's taxonomy places the organism in Eukaryota, Metazoa, Arthropoda, Malacostraca, Decapoda, Varunidae. Bases 41 to 1648 code for a protein of 535 amino acids. Gene Ontology annotation, cellular component: extracellular matrix. The record is from RefSeq and is a predicted model, not a curated record. The transcript has 3 exons.